Parus major (Great Tit) is the source of this 6396-nucleotide messenger RNA. It is a transcript of the gene RNF44, whose product is annotated as ring finger protein 44. The transcript is spliced from 10 exons. The record is from RefSeq and is a predicted model, not a curated record. The coding region runs from base 2276 to 3604 and encodes 442 amino acids. NCBI's taxonomy places the organism in Eukaryota, Metazoa, Chordata, Aves, Passeriformes, Paridae.
GCUCCCGGGGGAGCUGGCGGCCCGCGCGUGGGAACGGCGGAGAAGGGGCUAAGGGAGAGCUCGGCGUGCCGGGACGGAGCCGGCGGCGGGUGGCAGCGGGGUGGCAGGACCCCCGGGGCGGGCGGCUCCCCCGGCAGCCCCGGAGCCCAGCUCUGCCCGAGCAGAUGGCACCGGGCGUGAGCGCUGGCACGCUGCUAACUUUGUUCUCGGCGGGGCUCGGGAGCCGCCUCCCCCCGCCCCUCCAAGGGGCUGCGGGUCUGCGAUCCCCUUCACUUCGCAGCUGCGGUGGCUAACGCGGGGUCACGGUCACCCUGCUCGGCGUGGCCGCUGGCUUACAGCCACGGGUGCGGAGCUAGCCGGGUGUGCCCGCUUGGGACGGGAGGGUGGGUACCUUAUGGGUACCGGUUGUGGCAGGACGAGGGCCGGGCCAGCUCUGUCCCGCAAGUCGGGGAUGCCUCAGUCCUGCCUCAGGAUGCCGUGCUGGGGUUCAGGGAACGCAGGCAGCCCCCCGUUCUGGAGGUCGCAGGAACAGGCAAGCCCCUCUGUGGCUUCAGUGUUCCUCUGCGGAUGUGUUGCCCAUCCUCAAGCCCACUGCUGUGGUGCCUGGUCUGGAAGGUGCCCGCUGGAUCACACAGGGCUUUGGCACCACGUGUGCUCCGAGAGUGAGGGUUUGGAACUGAAAGCAGUAACACCUUAGGCUUCUUCAAAGUGGGGCUAAACCUGGGUUGUUGCUGCAUUGUGGCCCUCAGCCCACUCAGGGGCAAAUUGGAGCCGGGCAGAGUUUCAAGGUGGGCAGAAUGUGGAGGCACUGUGGAAGGAGCCUCCUGUUCAGGCACACCUCCUUUCCUGGUGACAAUCACAGACAAGUUCUGGGGGUGCUCAGUCUGUGGCUUUUGCUUUUCUUCUUCCUUUUUUCUACUAAAACAAAGAGAAAUUUGCUUUCGGCUUUGUUUUAGUUUAGGCUUCCACAGUAGUGUGGAGAUGAAGGUGAGGUUAAGAAAAGACUUGUGUGUGGCACAGGACUUGCCCCACUGGUUGUUGAUACUCAUCACCCAAAAGUGACAUUGCAGCUUCUCGCUGCUGGGCUGAGAUCCCCCUGGUGAGCAGCAUUCCCCAGGCUCCAGGUCCCCGGAGUGUCUUUCCUGUCCCUGGUGUGUCUUUUCCAUGGGCACUGAAGAGGAGGUGGGGCUGAAGAAGCUGCUUUGAGGGGGAACCUCACCAGCCUCCACUGGAUUUAGGAGUGUGUGGGCUGCGGUGCCAAGGCCACGGCUGCUUCUAUGUGCUGGCCUGGCACUGUGGAGGCUGAAGAAAGCUGGGCAAUGGAAGGGUACCCAGGGAGGAUCUCAAAUACACAUGGAGCCAAGGAAGGCCUUUUUGGGAUCUAGGAAAGCAGAGCCUGGGAAAGCUCAGCCCCAAAUGCAGAUGCGUCCCCUGUGCAAUGCAUCAUUGGGGCUGAGAGGUCGAUCUGUGUCCUGGGUGGGAGCUCUGGUGCAGGAACACCAGUCAGGCUGGGUGCAGGAGGGGAGAUUGGGCAAGGCCAGGGCAGUGUUACCACCGUCCCACUGCCUUGGGAAGCAUCUGGGUGAGCAGAGCUUCCUGCCUGGCUUCAGCACAACCCAUGCUUGUCCCCUGCUCCAUGGAGACUGUGGCUGCGCCCUGUUUGCAGCAGGGAGUUGAAGUGCACAGCCCUGAGCUGAAGGGCCGUGAGCCCUGCUGCCACCACCAGCCCCUGCACCCGUGAAUGGGGCAGCAGUGUCACACCAGAGUAGGAUGUGCAGGAGUUCAGCAACAAAGAGCACCCCUCAGAGCAGUAUCAAGGACCUGAUGGAAAGUCCCUGUGCCAUGCUCAGGCUCCCUGUUGGCUUUGAGCAGGCUAGGAUGCUGCCACAGCCACAGGGCUCUUCAUCACUUUUUUCCUCUGUGUCAAAAAUGAGUCCUUCUCUCUCUCUCUCUCUCUCUCUGUGUCUGUGUUGUGCAUGGGGGGUGACUCUGGCCAUGAAGGGGAGGAGCAGUAACAAGAGGAAGGGGGACAGGCUCUUCCUAGCACCUUUCAGUGCCAUAUCCCCAGGAGAUAGGGUAUGUGCAGCUCUGGAUGGAGGAGCAGCAAGAGCUCCAGCUAUCGGCAUCACCAUCCUUGUGAGGAUGGAGCAGCAGCCUGAGCAGUGGCGGCACAGUGCCAUGACCUGCUGUCCCUCUUGCAGAAUUCAAGGUGCUGGUGUCUUGCCCUGCCUGGAGCCUGAGGUCCCGUGUGCCCAUCCGCCUCCCGACGUCACCAAUGCGACCAUGGGAACUGGCAGUGAAUAGGCGGCCGCCCUCUGCCCCUUUUGCCCAGCGCCGUUUCUCGGGGGGACCCUGCAGCAGCCCCGACCACCUCCGGCGAAGCCCCUCUGCCAGGCGUCAGUGGGGACGACGCGACCGACCUCUGGCAACCCUGCUGGGCCAGGAUGAGCCCCAGGUGCACCCUGCCUUCCCCCAGCAGCCGCACAUCCCUGUAGAUGAGCCCCGUGCCUACGCUCUUCCCAGCACGCCGCCACGAAUGCUUCACCCAGCCGCUCACCCGCCCCACCAGAACCCAUUCAUGGUGGAUCUGCAUGACCAGGUGCACCAGGGACCUGUCCCUCUCUCCUACACGGUUACCACCGUAACGACGCAAGGCUUCCCCAUCCACGCUGGCCAGCACAUCCCUGGGUGCAGCACCCAGCAGCUCCCAGCAUGCUCAGUGAUGUUCAGUGGACAGCACUACCCGCUCUGCUGCCUCCCACCCCCGCUGAUUCAGGCAUGUGCCAUGCAACAACUUCCCGUCUCCUACCAGACAUUCCCCCCCAUCAUCUCCAGCGACCAUUACAUCCUGCACCCACCCCCACCGCCAGUGCCCCCCCACCAGCCGCCCCACAUGGCCCCCCUGGGGCAGUUCGUACCUCUCCAAGCCCAGCACCCACGUAUGCCUCUGCAGAGGAUAGACAAUGACGUGGACCUGCGAGGGGAGCAGCACCCCAUUGCAGGCUUCACAUACCCUCCGUCUCACCACGCUCCCACGCUGUCGCCCUCCAUGCCGCUGCAUUACCUCCCCCACGACCCGCUGCACCAAGAACUGCCAUUUGGCGUGCCAUACCCCCACAUGAUGCCCCGGCGGCUGAACACCCAGCGGUACCGGCUGCAACAGGCGCUGCCCCCACCGCCACCCCCUCCGCCACCUCCUCCGUACUAUCCGAGCUUCCUGCCCUAUUUCCUUUCUAUGCUUCCGGUGUCACCAACAGCCGUGGGGCCCACGAUCAGCUUAGACCUGGACGUGGAUGAUGUGGAGAUGGAGAAUUAUGAGGCACUGCUGAACUUGGCCGAGCGGCUGGGGGAGGCCAAGCCACGGGGACUCACCAAAGCAGACAUCGAGCACCUCCCGUCCUACCGCUUCAACCCCGAGAGCCACCAGUCCGAGCAGACCCUGUGUGUCGUGUGCUUCAGCGACUUUGAGGCCCGGCAGCUUCUCCGCGUCCUGCCCUGCAACCACGAGUUCCACGCUAAGUGUGUCGACAAAUGGUUAAAGGCAAACCGCACGUGCCCGAUCUGCCGGGCGGACGCGUCAGAGGUGCAGCGGGAGGCGGACUGAGGCUGGCGGGCGCUGUGCCGCACAAUUCGCUAGAGGACAAGGACGCCGGGCUCGGGCGGGGGCCGCUGCCCGCUGCUAGGGCCUGACCCUGCGCUUACCCCCCCUCCCCAAAGCCUCUCCUCGGAUGUGGUGAGCAUUGAGCAGUCCGGGCUCCCGGCCAGCCCUCCUCCUCCCCGCCGGGGCACGGACUCGGCCGGACGCCUGCCCGCUGCGCUCCCAGGGCCCCGAAUCGUGUUGUGCUGGAGGCGGGAGGUGCAUGGCCGUGCCCUCUGCGCUCCAAAGACGCUGUUGUUGCUCCAUCACUUUCCAGGUCUUUGUACUCUGCUAGGGAAUUAGUGGUUUUUCCCUUUGUCACUAAUUUUUUUUUUUUUUUUACGAUAGUUUUUUUUUCCCCCCCUUGUUUCCUUUUCAUUUCCAUCACGUUUUUGGUUCCUUGGCCGUUUGCCCUAGGGGCGCGCAGGCGGCUCCUCCCCUCAGCGUUGCUCUCGGGAGGACGCGGGGAGGAGAGAGGAGGGAACGCUGCGGGUUUGAUGCCGGCGGCAUCCCGGCCCCGGGGACAGCUGGAGGAGGUGGCUGGUGGAGCGCGGCCAAGGUGGGACACCAGCAACCCCACGGCGUGGCUGGGGCAGGAAGGCAGGAACACAGGAAUGCCUCUGUCCCCGCUCCUGUGCGCAGCCUGGCACAGCCUCUCUCCUGCCUCGGCUGCCCUGGGGAGCCCCAGAGGGCUAUGGCUGCUUGGGGUCUUUUGCCAGUGGGAGGAUGGUGCUGGCGCAGCCCUGGCUCCUCUCCGUGUUCAUUCCCCUGUGCCUGGCCAGCGCAGCUCCCGGGGCCGGGCCAUGUGGCAUCCCGCAAGGCAGCCAAGCUUGAGGAGGGGACAACCAACCCCGUCCCUAGGGCUUUGGGCAUGCGGUGUCCCCGGUGUGCUGCCCGGCCCCCGGCUCCUGCUCGUUUCUCUGUCCCGACGACGCAAAUCAAGGUAGCCCCGUGGCCCGUCCUGCUGGCUGGACGGCGCGGUUUCCGCGGCUGGUGGGCAGCGAGGGGCCGGCGGGGCUGCGGCCCCCAGAGCGGGCGGGGUUUAUUCAUAACCUCGUGGAGUAUUUUCAGUGCUACCCUGGCCUUGGCCCGGCUGGUGCGGGGGAAGCUGUGAGCGGUCCCCUUGCCACCGUAUCCCCCCUGCCUUUUCAGGGGCCGGGGGAGAAGCCGCCACGCCGCCGCCCGGCUCCAUCAAUCCCGCGUGGCCGUUGUUUUGCAUGAUUAAUUAGCGAGGAGGGUGACGGGAGGCGGUGGCAGGGGUGGUGGUGAGAGCACCGCCCUCCCCUCCUGGCGCGUCGCUGACGCCUGGGAGCUUCCGAGCGGACGCCAGCCCUAUGUAAAUGUUCACAAAUAUGCAUGCAUGUCUGACCAGCUUGGAACGUGGUCUUGGCUACGUCUAGCCGGCUGUGGGGUGAGGGGGGUGGGGAGAGGGGUUUUUGUGCUCAGCUGAUACUGCCAUGCACUGUACUGCACAUGUCCGCAACGCCACAGCAGGACCGUGAGACUUUCAGGGCCGUCCCCGCGGGGUCCGCGCCCGCGGCGGCGGCGUGUGCAAGGGACCGGGGCGGGAGGGGGCGGCUCCCCGCGGGGCGGGGGGCAGGCGCGGGGCUGGCCCCCGGCGGUGGCUUGGCCGGGUGCGAGGUGAGGGGCCGCGCCUGGCACAUGGGCGGGCACGAUGGUGUUCCCCACGCUGAGGGCCGGAGGGCAGUGCCAGCCACCGGUGGGCCGGCCCGGGACGCUGCCCUGUCGGGCGCGGGGGGCGGCGAGUGGCGGGGGGCUACGGGCCAGCUCCCCCUCGCCGCCCUUUCCCACCUCUCCGGCGGCCGCCCUCCAUGCGGAGCAUCGAGGCCGAGGGCCCCGGCCCGGCGCCACCCGCUCCGCCGUGGCACGGGCGCCGGCACCGCUGGGCUCGGUGCCCCUUGGGCAGGACCCCGGCCCCCUCCCCGUCCCUCACUCAGUGACAGAUAACCAAAGGAGUCCCCGGCUUCGCGCCCCCGGAGACGCCCCCCUCCUCCCCUCCCGCCCUCGCGGUGCCCAGGGAGCCAGGAAAGCCUUACGGUCCUUUGACGGCGACUCGAAAGCUCACAGCUCGUGUGCUGCAGAAUUUAUUCCAAUGAGCAGCUAAAAGUAUCAUUUAAAAAAAAAUAACAAAAAGAAAAAAUGACAAAAAAAAAAUACUAAAAAACAAUUAUUUAGGGUGUUUGUGAUUGCUGACUGCGCUGUAGAUACCACUGUUUACCAAUGAAUUCCUGUGGUGGGAUAGUGGACUGUUUACUGUUCUAUUAUACCAGUCCCCGGGCCCUCCGGUGGGACCCCCGCGUUCCCCGCGGCUCCCCGGAAGGUGCUAGGACGUGUGUUCUGUGUUAGAAAGUUUUUAUAUAUAUAUAUAUAUAUAUAAAUAUAUAUAUAUAAUUUUUUUUGCUCUGUUACUUGCACAUUUUACAGUUACCUCAUUUUUCCCAUGUAUGUAUUUGAAAAAAGGCUAAUAUAUAGAAAAAAAAGGUUCUUAAAAGCUCUAAAAGUGUUUGUUUUUUUCCAUUCCAUUGGAAUCAUAUUGGUUUUGUAGCAUUUAACAUAACUAGUAUGUUGUAUUAUAUAUAUGUGUAUUAUACUGAUUGAAAUUUUUAACAGAUUUGUACUUUUUUUAAAAUGAAAGUUGCUAGUUCUGCUUGACCAAGUAGUGCAAUCAUUAUUUUUUUUAAUGUUGUGGCUGAUUUUGAGAGGGAUAUUCACUAAUAAAUGUAUGAUGUAUACCAACA